Morone saxatilis (striped sea-bass) is the source of this 1088-nucleotide messenger RNA. RefSeq names its product NKAP domain containing 1 (gene nkapd1). The record is from RefSeq and is a predicted model, not a curated record. Lineage: Eukaryota; Metazoa; Chordata; Actinopteri; Moronidae.
ACUCGUUCUUAAAAAAGGUGUCACCAUGGCCAAGCAGCCGCUGGGGAAGACGCUGUUGAGGAAUGUAAUCCGCCACACAGAUGCCCACAACAAGUGAAAAAAACAGUGGCGCAAAGAAGAUUGGACGCCACAAAAUGAAAAAGUCCAAGUCUAGCACAGACGCAAGCUUAUCAAAACGAUCGAAAAAAUCCUCUCGAAAGAAGAAAAAGAAAAAGAAGAAGAAAGACGAGGAGGAAAAACGCAAGAAAGCAGAGUGCUCAAGCAGCAGCGAUAGCAGCAGCGCUACCAAAGACAAGCAGAGGAGGAAAAGGACUAAGAGUCGGCAUAAAAACAAGAAAACGGCAAAAACCAGAGGGAGAGACGAGGACAGUAGCUCAGGGGACAGCGAUAAUGAAGAAGAAAGGGAGAGGCGGACUCGCAGUCGUAAAAAGCGAAAGCAGGACUCCCACAAAGACUCAGACUCAGGGCCAAACUCAAAGAAGAAGAGGAGGAAAAACUGGAAAGCAGCAGGCGAGGAGAGCUCACACGAUAGUUCUGGAGACUGAAAUGCGCAGACGUGAUCAGGCGCUCGGCUCAGGUAAUGACCGGAAAACUACAGCUGAUUCCUUUGUCCGCCUUAACUUCACAGAGGGAUUUUGUCUGCAGGGCCGUUCUGUAUUGUAUUUAGUCAGACAUCAACAAACCUGUGCUGUCAGUCCUCUCUGUGGGUGUUCUGUGCACCAAUACCUCAUCCACCUCUGCAGGGUCUUGAAGCAUACUGCACGGCACUGCAGACAGCAUGAAGAGAGAUGGUGGGGUUAUCCACCACCUGCCUCAUGAAGAAUUCUGUCGGCUGCAGGCUCAUUGAUUUGAUCGACUCUCGCCUCAGUCUGCCUCACGAGCAGACCUCCUGUCCAGAAUGAACCAGUUUUUUUUUUUUUUUUAGUACAUAUUAAGAAGAAAAAAAGACAAAUUAUGCAACUUCCUUCAACAAUUAUGAUAGAAUGUGCAUUUGCUUUUAUUCAUGAUUUUUUCUUCAGUUUUGUAAAUUUUAAUAUUUGUAUGCAGCACAUUGUCAUAAGUGAAAAAUAAAUGUCUAUUUUGCUUAA